Messenger RNA from Lagenorhynchus albirostris (white-beaked dolphin), 1481 nucleotides. RefSeq names its product Kin17 DNA and RNA binding protein (gene KIN). Gene Ontology annotation, biological process: DNA damage response; DNA replication. Gene Ontology annotation, molecular function: double-stranded DNA binding. Bases 37 to 1215 code for a protein of 392 amino acids. The transcript has 13 exons. Gene Ontology annotation, cellular component: nucleus. The record is from RefSeq and is a predicted model, not a curated record. NCBI's taxonomy places the organism in Eukaryota, Metazoa, Chordata, Mammalia, Artiodactyla, Delphinidae.
UCUGGGUUGCGGAAAGUUGUUGCUGCGGAGGGCGCGAUGGGGAAAUCAGAUUUUCUUACCCCUAAGGCCAUCGCCAACAGGAUCAAGUCCAAGGGGCUUCAGAAGUUGCGCUGGUAUUGCCAGAUGUGCCAGAAGCAGUGCCGGGACGAGAAUGGCUUUAAGUGUCAUUGUAUGUCCGAAUCUCAUCAGAGACAACUGUUGCUGGCUUCAGAAAAUCCUCAGCAGUUUAUGGAUUAUUUUUCAGAGGAAUUCCGAAAUGACUUCCUAGAACUUCUCAGGAGACGCUUUGGAACCAAGAGGGUUCACAACAACAUCGUUUACAAUGAGUACAUCAGCCACCGAGAGCAUAUCCACAUGAACGCCACGCAGUGGGAGACGCUGACAGAUUUUACUAAGUGGCUGGGCAGAGAAGGCUUGUGCAAAGUGGACGAAACACCAAAAGGCUGGUAUAUUCAGUAUAUAGAUAGGGACCCUGAGACGAUCCGCCGGCAGCUGGAACUAGAGAAGAAGAAGAAGCAGGACCUUGAUGAUGAAGAAAAAACUGCCAAAUUUAUUCAAGAACAAGUGAGAAGAGGUCUGGAGGGGAGAGAGCAGGAAGUCCCUGUUUUUACGGAAUUAAGCAGAGAAAAUGAUGAAGAAAAAGUUACAUUUAAUUUGAAUAAAGGAGCAUGUAGUUCAGGAGGAGCAUCUUCCAAAUCAAGUUCUUUGGGACCAAGUGCUCUGAAGACAGUAGGGAACGCAGCAUCGGUGAAACGGAAGGAAUCUUCCCAGAGCUCAGCUCAGUCAAAAGAAAAGAAGAAGAAGAAAUCUGCACUCGAUGAAAUCAUGGAGAUUGAAGAGGAGAAGAAAAGAGCUGCCCGAACAGAUUACUGGCUCCAGCCUGAAAUUGUAGUGAAAAUUAUAACCAAAAAACUUGGAGAGAAAUAUCAUAAGAAAAAGGGGAUUGUUAAGGAAGUGAUUGACAAUUACACCGCUGUGGUGAAGAUGAUUGAUUCGGGAGACAAGCUGAAACUUGACCAGACUCAUUUAGAAACAGUAAUUCCAGCACCAGGAAAAAGAAUUCUCGUUUUAAAUGGAGGCUACAGAGGAAAUGAAGGUACCCUAGAAUCCAUCAAUGAGAAGACUUUUUCAGCUACUAUAGUCAUUGAAACCGGCCCUUUAAAAGGACGCAGAGUUGAAGGAAUUCAAUACGAAGACAUUUCUAAACUUGCCUGAGUUUGAUAACUUGUUAACAGCACAUUAAAAUCUUAAAGCAUCAAAUUGGUGUUCACAAAGGCAUUACAAGACUCUACUGUGUUAGGGUGUUUCUUUUGUAUAAAACAAAUGGAUUUAUUUAAAUAUUACUGUAUAGUUGUUUAGCUAAACUUACAGAAAAAUCUAGUUAUGUCUCAUGAAGUAUCAAAAUUGUGUAAUUUUGUCUUUGUUAUUUUUAUUUCCUUUGUAAUAUUUCCUUGAUGAUUUUUUAUCUUCAUUAAAAGAAC